AAAUGACGGAUUUAAACGGUCACUUGAAAUAGAAAAUUUGAUAAAAGCAAGCAUAAUUUGUGUAAAAUGUUGGGGAAAUGUAUCAAUACAAUAUCUAGCCUUUAAUAGAUAAAGGGCUGACUCAAAAGUUUUCUGCGUAAAUAAAAUGAAGUUAUUUUAUGUUAAUGCACAGUUUUGGCUCGCAUAUUGUAUUGAAAAGAUACGUUUAAAGGGAAGUUCUUAUAGAGGACUUGGAGAAGUUAUUGUGUGGUAGAAUAAGUAAGAAUAAAGGAACAAGAAAACAAUGUCGGAUAUACCGCCAGUACAGUCACCAGUGCCCAUGAAUCGCUCAUUCAUCAGUUCGUCGGGUUCGAGCAUGAACGUGGAAGCGGAGAGGGACCAGUACAAAGAGAAGGUGGAGCAUUUUAAAUUCUUGGUCAGAAAAUUACAGGAGGAAAACCAGUCAUAUAAACUUAGAAAGGAAAGUACAGAAACUGUUUCUAAACUGUUGCAGGAGUCCAAACAGGAAGUGACGUCAUUACAGAAACGGUGUAGUCUAGCUGAUGCUAUAAUUCGAACUUUGCAAAGUCGAUUAGAAUCUAACGGACUGUCCAGUGAUAUUUAUCCGCAUGAGGGCGAAGAAUACAUACCUGGCCAGUCUAAAAACUUGCUUGAUAAUUUAACGCGGGAAAAUAAAAGACUUCGUAGUCUUAUAAGGUCAAAGUCAGGUGACCCCGAAGAAUAUGCCAAACUUCAACAGCGUUUUGAAGAAACUGAAAGAGAGUGCAACGAAUUAAGAAUACAACAUAGUAACCAACAAACCCGCAUUGCGGAGCUAGAGCAAGUUUUGAGGUCAUCAGAUAAUGAAAAAGAUAGAACUAUAAAUGAACUUCGUGAAAAAAUAAAUCACAUAACCCGUGAAUUGACGUCACGUGAUACAUUGUGUACGACAUUAGCCGAGGAAACCCGAAUGUUGCAGAAACAGCUGGAAGAUGUUGCCCGGCAGUGCCAAGAGUUAGCUAAGCGAUUAACGGAGCAGGGUCACAAUACUGAUAAAAUUAUUCAAACGGCGUUGAAAGCUAACGUAAAAGAAGUAUCUAAUGACUCAAGUAAAAGCCUCAUGGAAGAAAUCAAGUCAUUAAAACAGAAAAAUAAAGAGAUUACCGAGAUGAACAAACGCUGGCAGGACUACAAUAACCAAAGAGAGGCAUACGUUAAAACAUUACUUACUGAAUCAAAUGAUUUAAAGAAACGCGUGGAAGAACUUUCCGGAAGUCAGGGAAACGUCAUACCACAAGAAAUACAGGUUGAGAUGAAUCGUAUUUUAGAUGAGGCCCGUCGUCUUACACGUGAAUUGGAGGACCAAAAACGAUCGACGACACGUGCUAUAAGUGAACGUGAUAGGAUUAAACGAGAGGCGGAGAACGCUACCAGUGUUAUUACAGCUCUAAGGUCGGAGAACCGGGAUUUAAGACGCCGAGUAGAGUCCGGACCGUCCCACGAAUCUUCAGAGACUAUAAAUGCUUUAAAGGCGCAGAUUCGUAUCUGUACAGAAGAUUUUGAAUCUGAAAGAAAAGAUAGAGAAAGAGCCGUUUCUAAAGUUUCAAGAUUAGAACACGAAUUGGAACGAGUUAGAAAAGAGAAUGAAAAUCUUAAACGCGAGGCAAUUCGCCGGCAAACAAGUCCGCAGAUACAAACGCCAUACAACGACCCAUUUUAUCAUUACCAGUCUUCCGGAGGCCCACAUGGGAACUUUACUAAUGAGGGUCUAGCCGCCAGGGGAGUGUCAAGACUUCAGCCAGUAGAUCAAACUCAGCAAAUUAACCUUGAUAGAUAUAACGUAAUUGACGGCAAGGACUUGCUUGCUGACGGCGAAGAUCACGUGACUAAAAGCGCGCGCUCAAAAGACAAUUAUGAUCAACAAGACAGUGAGCAAACUUCAGUUGUUGGGUUAAGAAAAACAAAUGACGAUGAUUAUCAGUCGUUAAACGCUUCAUCAAUUUCAUCAAAAGAUAGAUGUUCACUCUCCCCAAAACAUUCACCUAGAAAUAGUAGAGGCAACUCGCCAGUCAGUAAAAACACGCAACAAAUCAUAGUCGCGAAUACUGAUGACAAUUUAAGGUGUCCCAAAUGCAACAAAGAGUUUACAUCAGACGAACAUCCUGAGCUUCUUGAACAUAUGGAUUCUUGUGCAUAUUGAAAAUAUUUUCUCUGAAAAGUUCUUUUAAGUUAUUUAACUGGUUUUGUACUUACUUUUGCCAGUCAUCACUUCCCUUCGUUUUGGAGUGUGUUUUUUACACGAAAAGUCAUGCUUUGUUAAUGAAGCCAGCACUUUCGCUAUAAACCACGUGACUGUUUCAGGUGCCAAAGGUGUAGGAAGUCGGAAUUUAUAUGCUUGGAUAUUAAAUACAUGCCAAGAGUUUAGUUGUGUCCAGUCGACAGGGGAUGUUUAUUUACCAUUUGCCUAGUUUUGAGAUUUACUGUUUUACUGUUAUAUUAAUAAAUUACAGAAAAGAAAG
Molecule: messenger RNA, 2498 nt
Organism: Ruditapes philippinarum (Manila clam)
Lineage: Eukaryota; Metazoa; Mollusca; Bivalvia; Venerida; Veneridae
Product: centrosomal protein of 55 kDa-like
Exons: 8
Coding region: 284-2179 (631 amino acids)
Biological process (GO): mitotic cytokinesis; regulation of phosphatidylinositol 3-kinase/protein kinase B signal transduction
Source: RefSeq, a predicted model, not a curated record